Messenger RNA from Mobula hypostoma (lesser devil ray), 898 nucleotides. RefSeq names its product LIM domain only 1 (gene lmo1). The transcript is spliced from 5 exons. Gene Ontology annotation, molecular function: transcription coactivator activity; DNA-binding transcription factor binding. The record is from RefSeq and is a predicted model, not a curated record. Gene Ontology annotation, cellular component: nucleus. Gene Ontology annotation, biological process: positive regulation of transcription by RNA polymerase II. The coding region runs from base 112 to 579 and encodes 155 amino acids. NCBI's taxonomy places the organism in Eukaryota, Metazoa, Chordata, Chondrichthyes, Myliobatiformes, Myliobatidae.
CCGGGGAGCAGGUCGAGGCAAGAUAGAUCGCAGUUCAGUUACCGAAGCUCGCUGGCUGGAGAAGCCGAGAAAGGAGCGCCGUGCCCCGGACUCCGUUGCAUCCACGGGACCAUGGUGUUAGACAAGGAGGAAGGUGUACCCAUGCUUUCUGUGCAACCAAAAGGAAAACAGAAGGGCUGUGCAGGCUGCAAUCGCAAGAUCAAGGAUCGAUAUCUGCUAAAGGCACUGGACAAAUAUUGGCAUGAAGACUGUCUAAAAUGUGCCUGUUGUGACUGCCGCCUUGGAGAGGUUGGAUCAACUCUCUACACAAAAGCAAAUCUAAUUCUCUGCCGUAGAGACUACUUGAGGCUCUUUGGUACCACUGGGAAUUGUGCAGCAUGCAGUAAACUGAUUCCUGCUUUUGAGAUGGUGAUGAGAGCCCGUGAUAAUGUCUACCACUUGGACUGCUUUGCCUGUCAACUUUGCAAUCAGAGGUUUUGUGUGGGAGACAAAUUUUUUCUGAAGAAUAACAUGAUCCUCUGCCAAAUGGACUAUGAGGAAGGGGCAAUGAAUGGAAGUUUCUCAUCACAAGUUCAGUGACUUGCUCAUGACCUUCAAAGCAUUGUGGGGUGAGCUACAAUGCUUAAACAUAAAUGGAGAGCAUCUGUCAGCUUGCUUGCAACACUUCAAAUAGUCCAGGAUGGAUUAAAGUAACAUUCUUCAACACAGAGCAGUUAAGAUUUUAGAUGCACAGCUGUGCUUGUUUAGCUGGGCAGUGCUUUGCCUGUAUGUUUUGUGAUGUUGGGUCUGGGAGGGGUAUGUACAGUCUGUUUCUGUAUAUAUAAACUGGAACAUUUAUUUUACAUAAAUGUAUUGCAAUUUUAUUAUUACUGGUGUGCAUUAAAGAAGAUUAAAUGUU